This is a messenger RNA of Pimephales promelas (fathead minnow), 1344 nucleotides long. RefSeq lists its product as uncharacterized. Lineage: Eukaryota; Metazoa; Chordata; Actinopteri; Cypriniformes; Leuciscidae. The record is from RefSeq and is a predicted model, not a curated record.
UGUCAAAUCCCUGUUGUGUUGUGUGUUGCUGCCGGUAAAGACAGGAUGAUGACAGCUGAUCUAGGAUCGUGUAACUGAGGUCAAAGUCAACUGGAUGAAGAGUCAUGGCUCCUGUUGAGGAGGGUCUGAUUCCCUGGUUAUCAGGUUGUUCUUCAUCUCUUCAGAUUAGUAUUGUGUCAGCCUUCUUCAUCAUCAUUUAUGUCACACUCUACAGCCUUUGUACAAGCUGUUUCAGUAAGUUUGACAGUGCAUCAUCCAGCAAUUUACAGAGACAAGAGAAAAGAAAUAUUCCAUUGGCAUCUCCACAAAAUAAACUCCCUGAGUCCAAGGGUGCUGAAUGUAUGCCAGCUGCCAAGGAUCUAUCUGAUCAUAUAUACUCAGAGGCUGAACUGAAUGAGGAGAACCCUUACGAGUGCAUUAAAGAGCCUCCAUCUGACAAAGCUGAAGGGGAGAACGAGAGCCCUUCCACAGCAAUGACAAAGCCUGAUGAUAAUCACACUGUCUCAGCCCUCAACAAACAGGCAGUGGAGCAGCGUCUCUCUGAACCUCACACCCAUGAUCUACAUUUGACCAGCUCAGUUGUUUAUGCUGCAGUGAACUGGAAAAACAAAAGCACAAAACCUCAGUUUUCUACAGAUACUGUGGUUGAAAUGAGUGCUAUUGCUAGGGAGGCUCUCCCUCCCAUUCCAGACAAACAUUUCUAGUAUGACGCUAUACUGUAAAGCAAAAUUUUCAUUUACAAUGCAGCAUUUAUAUUUAUGCUUUUUAAGUCUUUAUACGUCUUUAUGCCUUUAUAUUUGAUAAGUCUUAAAAACAAAAACAGAUUUAGAUUAAUAAAUAAGUAUAUUUGUUUUAGCAUCACUGCAACUUCACAUAAAACUGUAUAAAGGAAGCCAAACACGUCUGGGUUAUUGUAGGUCAGCAUGAGUCACAUGAUAUAAUGCCUCGAGCCAAUACCCAGACUGGAUUCAGAGACUGAAACCCAACAUGCUUGUGCUGUCCAGACCUAAAAUCCCCUUUGGAGGAUGAAGUCCGUCGGCUACGGCGGCAGACAGAAGAAAGCUUAUAAUCCCCAGACAUCAUUUACAUGAUGAACAUUUUCUUCCAAAUGUCUGUUUGCAAAUAAACAAUGCUGAAUAUUUAGGAAAUAGACCAAAUGAUAUAGGUGAAAGGUGACACAUUUUGAAUCUGCAGGCAGACUUCUGUCUAUACUGUACAUUUAAUUUAAAAUGACUUAUCCUGGGGAUACAUUUAAAUAUGAAAAUAUAUAAGAUAAAUGUUGAUAUUUGUUACAUGUUGUUUUCAUGGGACUGUGUGUGUGUGUGUGUAUAAUAGUGUGGAAUA